Molecule: messenger RNA, 1530 nt
Organism: Hibiscus syriacus
Lineage: Eukaryota; Viridiplantae; Streptophyta; Magnoliopsida; Malvales; Malvaceae
Exons: 2
Coding region: 1-1530 (509 amino acids)
Source: RefSeq, a predicted model, not a curated record
AUGGACGACAAAUUGGACCGUCUCGAGCAAGAGCAAAAAGAUAUGCAGGCAGAAAUGAGAAGUAAAUUUGAAAAGAUUGAGGCCAAUAUUGCCAGUUCACAACUGAAUAUGCUGCAGAAAUUAGAGGACCUAUUCAAGAAACAUGCUGAAAAGAGUCAUGCUGGAAAUCCCACCUCCUCUAACCAAGAUUCCAUACCCCCUCCAGGGAUCACAACAGAAUUUGGUCAUCCUCUUGGUUUCACACCUAUACACAUCUCUGCUCGUUCUUCGAUACCUCAAGAAGCUCGAUCUCAUGCAUAUGUCAGCAAUGAGAAUCAACAACAACAAAUGGGAUCCACAUUCCCAAAUAGCUAUCAGUCUGUUCCAGGAGUAAGGCUAGGAGAAUUUAGUACUGAGCACCUAAUCCUAGAUCUAAAUGAGUUAGCCGAAAAGGAGAAAGCCAAUGAAGAAAUAACUCAACAGUUGAAGAAUUUGGAAGAAAGGGUAAAAUCGGUAGAAGUGGUUGAAUCAUUAUAUGGGUUUGACACUAGAGAGCUGAGUUUGGUCCCAGACUUGAUCAUCCCUAUGAAAUUCAAGGUUCCUGAAUUUGAAAAUUACGAUGGUACCACAUGCCCUUCAUCUCAUAUCACCAUGUUUUGCCGAAGGAUGGCCGGUCAUGUGCAAGACGAAAAGCUACUGAUUCACUGUUUUCAAGACAGUCUGAAAGGAUCUGCCGCCAAAUGGUACAACCAAUUAACUAGGGCUCACAUUAAAUCAUGGAGAGACUUGGCAAAGGCUCCGUACUUAGGGCAUUUACUUGGAAAUGCCACCAAAAACUUUGCUGAUCUAGUUAUCUCAGGGGAGCUCAUCGAGAACGCUAUAAAGAGUGGCAAGAUCGAGGCAGUUGAUGGGUCCAGUUCAAAAAAACUAGUAUACCGGAAAAAAGAAAACGAAGUUAAUAAUGAAAAUGUAUACAACAAGAAUACUUCAAAAAGUGUCACAAUAACCCAACCAAGAGAUGAAAGGAAUGACACGAGCACCACCAGAAAUGAUUCCAAGGGACCUCGCAAGGAGAAUGAGAGAAUGUCCUUCACACCACUACCAGUACCCUACUCUGAGAUAUACGCCUCGUUAUUAAAGGCGGAUGUGGUGCGCCCUUAUCGUUUGACUCCUCUGCAACCACCGUACCCUCAUUGGUAUGACGUAAAUGCACAUUGUGAUUACCAUAAUAGAAUUACUGGUCACUCUAUUGAGAACUGUUUGGCCUUCAAAAAAGUUAUGCAAAAUCUGAUUAAUACUGGGGGAUUGCAAUUUGAUUCACCUGAUGUAUCGACACACCCACUACCGAAUCAUGGAGGUAAAGGUGUGAACGCAGUCCAUGAGGAUAAUAGGAAAAAAAUGAAGACAGAUGUUGAUGAAAUCAAAUCUCCCUUUAUUUGGGUGUUCCAACAACUUUAUCAUGUCGGCAUGGUUCAACAAGAUCCUAAACCAAAGCCCAAUGAAUGUGAAAAUUAUUGUGAAUAUCACCAAGAAGAAGGACAAAAAAUUUAA